This is a messenger RNA of Tarenaya hassleriana, 4188 nucleotides long. RefSeq names its product histone-lysine N-methyltransferase ASHH2-like. Gene Ontology annotation, biological process: regulation of DNA-templated transcription. Gene Ontology annotation, molecular function: zinc ion binding; histone H3K36 methyltransferase activity; protein binding. The record is from RefSeq and is a predicted model, not a curated record. Lineage: Eukaryota; Viridiplantae; Streptophyta; Magnoliopsida; Brassicales; Cleomaceae. Gene Ontology annotation, cellular component: chromatin; nucleus.
CAGCAGGCCGACCACCGCGUUCCGUUCUUCAACGGCAACAAAUUUUUUUUUUUUACAUUCCCUCUUCUCUUCUUCGGAUUUCUUGUGGUUCGGAUUUCGUCCUCUGUCUGCCUUCUGAAUCGGGAUUGUCGAUUCGAGGAUUCUCUUGAAAAUUUCCUGUCUUUUUCUUUUCACCGACGAAUUUUACAACCGAAGUGAAGGCUAGAGGGUGAUGGUUGUUAUCGUCAAUGGCGAUGAUUGAAGCGUCCAUUGCGUUGGGCUAGGCUAUGGUUGACCUUUUCGGAGUGUUUUGCGGUGGUUUAGGGUGUUUUAGGAAGUGGUUGUUUGAUAUAUUGUUGGAUUACCGAUGAAACAGGAAUCGGUUCUUGAGCGAAUCAGUGGAUAAAGUCCUGUAAUUAUAGCAUGGAGUGAUCAUCAAGCAGCAUUUUUUGGGCUUAUUUCUCAGAGUAACCCUUUAUCUGAUAAGGGUUUUUGCUCUGAAGCAGUGGCAUUUUGAUGGAUUGCAAGGAACAUGGUUCUAUUGCCCCAGAUGGGUGUAGUUCCGACUCGGGCAAUAAGAAUGCUGAUGACCUGGGCUCAGAUCAUGUAAUGGAUAGCGUUGGAGACGAUGAGAUGAAGAUAGAUAGUUUAUGCACGGUUGCCCUUGAGAUAGAGAAUGCAGGAAAAAAAGAAACCAGGGUUAGUUCAAAUUGUGAAAGCUCUGUCCUUGAUGUUCCUAAAGCGAAAGCCAGUGGACAGUGCUCCGAGAAAGAGAGCUCUGCAGGGCAUGAUAGAACUUCUGUCAGUCCUUUUGAGGCAUCCCAAGUUACUUCCGGUUCAGAUCCGAAUCAUCCAAUAAUGGAGGCUCGUGGAAGGUGCUUUGGGGAGAUUAAGCAAAUGAUAGAUGGGAAAAGCCUCAUGUCCUUAACAGAAAGACAUAGUGAAUGCUCAGAUGAUGAUGAUCGAACAUCUCGUAGUAAAGAUGCUGACAAUCAGGGCGAGGAACUUGUGCCAAAGGAACUUGAACUAACCCAUAGAUCGAUACCAGAUGUCGUUGUACCUGUAGACUGUAAUAAGCAAGAAGAUGGAAAGGCUAGUCAGGAUACAAAUUAUUCCGUUGUACCUGUUGUUUUUGAGAGUGUGCAAGAAAAAGGAGAUCUGAAGGCUAAAGAAGAUGAAAUUUCCGGUAGUUCAGUAUUACCUAUAGGGGGCAGCAAAACAAAUAGUAAAUUGGCUUCCGUAGUUGAUGCACCAAAUCAUUGUGAGGCUUUGGAUGCUGUUAAGGACAGAAACAUUGUUGAAAUUGGCGGUGACAGUUCUAGUUGUACCUCUGAUGUAAGAGUCGAGGAAGAGAGAAAUGAACUUUUGAGUGAACAAGAUGCUGCACCUUCCGAUGAUGCAUCUUACCUCCCAAGUUGUCAAUUAUGUUCAGAUUCAAUAUUGGACAUUGGAGGUUUGAGUUGUAGUGCCACAGAAAAUGAUUUGAAAGCCUCAGGUGAAAAAGGAGGCAAAAUGGAUGUCUCUACAUGUCCUUUACUAAUUUUGCCACAAAUGUUCUGUGGUCAAGCUAAAGAAGAUGAUAGUAAUGUGAUUAAUCCAUGUGCAAAUGAUCUUGAGGGCAAUAAAGAUAUGAAGACAUACACUUCAGGUUUGAAGCUGCUACAUGAGGCAGAUCUUCAUAGUAAUAUUCCUGGGAAGAAUGAUCGACGACUGGAGAACCAUGUGGGGUUAUUGCCCACUAGGAAAGCUCCAGAUGCUUUGGAAGAGAAUAAUGAUAGUGCUGCUGAUACUGCAGCUGAGGUUUUCAGCCAGGUGCUACUUGUAGAGGAAAAUGCUCGUGGCUUGGAAGCUGGUGUCCCUAUCACCAUGUCUUCUUUGAAGCUGAAUUUUCCAUCGGAAUUUGAAAAAGGUACCAUUGAUGUUCCUAUUUCUAGCAACACAGUUGAAUAUUUGAGAACAGUGGAUGAUAAUGAUAGACUAGGCGGUGAAAUUACAUCUGCAUCUGGAACUUAUUGUUCUGAGACUAUCCUGUCUUUUCCCCGUAGAAAGGGCCGAGAUAAUAACCAGGGUAAAAAGGCUCAGACAAAAAGAAGUGCUCCCCGUUCAAGAAAAUCCUCCAGAAAGAAACAAUCAGAAAAAAAUUUUGAAUCGAUUUUCAAUUGUUCAAAGCAGAAGAGGAGCUGCUUUUCAAAACCUGCACGUUCAUGUGAAUGGGGAUUACCAAGAAGCACUACUCAGAUUUUCUUGCAGAGUAACAAUCUUCCUUCCUACGAACCUCCAAAUCAAGGACCACAUAGCAAUCGGGGAAACAGUAAACCUAGUAAAAGUUGCCGUAAUGGGCAUCGAGAAGAAUCUAUCAAAAAAAGUCAAACAUCUGGUGGCUGUUGCCUUCGGUUGAAGGUCAAAUUUGGAAAAUCGGGUGGUAUGAAUCCUCUCAAUGUUACAGUUUCUAAGGUCAUUGAUGACUCCUUGUCUAAUGACAAUGGCCAGGUAGGCUCUGGUUUAGGAGUUCCGGUAUCAGCCAGCCGUGAAGGGAUGAAUCUGCAAACUGCAGAAGUUGGAGAACACUCAGAAGAGUGUGCAAAGCUCGAGAAAGAUGACUUAGAGGCUCAGACUUUAUGUGGGAGGCUGGCUGGUAAUGCUGCAGAUGAUGACCUUUCCUUGGGUGUAGUUGUUGAAGAAUGCAGAAAAUCCACUGAAAACUGCUACAUAGAUGCCGGAACUUCUCCAGAUUCCGAAGUUAUCAAUUCUGUGCCUGAUGCCAUCGUCAGUUCUGGACAUCAGGGUGACUUGCGUCAUACAGUUUUGUGCAUUCCUGAGGCAUGUGCCAAUCCUGAAGAUGCUAUCAACAGAAAGGAAGACAAAAAGGAAGAUUGUUCAUCUUAUAUUGGCAGACCAAACAAAUCCAAACAGCCAAAGGGCCAACGGAGGGGAGAGCGAAAGGAUGGCCUCUAUCCUGAACAGAACUCUCUGCCUAGAGAUGAUGAACUCAGAGUCAUAGAAGAGAGUACAGAACCAGGAAGCUGUAAGGAGGCUUAUCCCAGUUUUGACCUACAGUUAGGCGGAUCACACAGUUCCAAAGAUGUGCUUUAUUCAGCUAAAUCCAAGGGAAAAUCCAAGAGCAAGGGUGUUCCUAAAAGCUCAAAAAAUAAUGGCUCAAAGAAGGGGAAAUCCAACAUUUCUGAAUCUUCCAGGAGCAGGAGAAGAAUUGAAGCUGGAGAGAGGGCAGAGCAACAAAAACUCAUUAGUAGUGGUAGUGGAAAGGUAGAGGGUGGCGCCACUGAAGUGGGAAGUGUACAGUCACAUGAAACGACAGAUGUUACCAAUGGGGAAAUGGUCUUGGGCGGUACAAUUGGGGAGAAUGCUUCGGCAGAUAGUGCUUGGGUUCGGUGUGAUGAUUGCUUCAAAUGGCGACGGAUACCUGCUUCUCUUCUAGGAACAAUUGAUGAGAACUGUAUAUGGAUCUGUAUGUACAACUUGGAUAAAGAUUUUGCUGAUUGCUCAAUCCCUCAAGAGAUGUCGGAUGAAGAUGGCAUAACACAGGAUGAAACAAAUGCGUACGACAGUGAUCUGACAAACAAGGAAAAAGGAAAGGGACAGAAGUGCGAAGGGUUGCCAGGUAACCGAAAGGCAUGCUUCAAGGCUAUAAAAGCAAAUCAGUUUCUCCGCCGUAACCGUAAAGCUCUGACAAUCGAUGAGAUAAUGGUAUGUCACUGUAAACCGCCACCUGAUGGCUGGUUGGGUUGCGGAGAGGAAUGUCUCAAUAGAAUGCUUAACAUUGAAUGUGUUCAAGGUACCUGUCCCUGUGGGGAUUUCUGCUCAAACCAUCAGUUUCAAAAGCGGAAGUAUGCUAAAUUUGAGAGAUUCCAGUCUGGUAAGAAGGGCUAUGGCCUGAGACUGCUCGAGGAUGUACGCAGGGGACAGUUCCUUAUUGAAUAUGUCGGAGAGGUGCUUGAUAUUCUAGCAUAUGAUUCUCGUCAAAAGGAUUAUGCUGCCAAGGGUGAGAAGCAUUUCUAUUUCAUGACGCUGAAUGGCAAUGAGGUGAUAGAUGCUGGUUCCAAGGGAAACUUAGGGCGCUUCAUUAAUCAUAGUUGUGAACCAAACUGCCGUACAGAGAAGUGGAUGGUGAAUGGUGAAAUUUGCGUUGGAAUAUUUUCCCUGCGAGACAUUAAGAAGGUAUCCUCCCCCUUUGGCAUCUCCCAGUUAUAU